Boeremia exigua is the source of this 1052-nucleotide messenger RNA. Its product is annotated as acyl-CoA N-acyltransferase. The record is from RefSeq and is a predicted model, not a curated record. Gene Ontology annotation, molecular function: acyltransferase activity, transferring groups other than amino-acyl groups. Bases 190 to 909 code for a protein of 239 amino acids. NCBI's taxonomy places the organism in Eukaryota, Fungi, Ascomycota, Dothideomycetes, Pleosporales, Didymellaceae. The transcript has a single exon.
GCUCGGCAUCGCAGGACGCACCGAGGCAACAACCCUGAGCAGACUGAAGUGUGCGUUCCUUACGAAUAUAAGCUAACUCCUCAUUAGGGAAAGUGUGGAAACUGAUCGCGGGCCAUAAUUUGCAGCUCAUCGUACCACAUUUUGGAAACAUUUUUGGCUCUGUACACCAAUUGCAGUCUACUGGCAAAUAUGGAUUCCCAGAUGAAUAUUCGGUUCGCACAGCCUUCGGACGAGCCCUCAAUAGCGGAGAUAUGCACCCGCGCCUUCUUCGACGAAGACCUUUUUGGGCGAGUGAUGCAUCCUCGACGGAACGAGUUUCCUGAGGAUGUCCAGAUUUUCUGGCACAAAUCGCUUCAAAAUGACUGGUCAAACCCACGGAACGUAGUAAUUGUCGCUGUUACUAUCGAUCCAGCCAAUCAAGAGAAGAUCGUCGGUGCAGCCGUCUGGCAGCGCCAAGGUGGGGAUACGGGUGCGCAAAAUGUCAUCGCCAAGUGGAACGAUCCGGGACCAUGGCCGCUUCCGCAGGCAACGGAGAAUCGCGCUCUGGACCCUUCGAAGGUGAACAUUCUCAAAGAGUCCGCGCCAUACACAAAACAUUACUGGGCCGGCGCCAACGCAACAAAUUGGUAUCUGGCGCUAUGCUGUGUGGAUCCAGCCGACAAGGGUCAUGGCGUGGGGCGGCUACUAGUGCGGUGGGGUUUGGAUCGUGCUGAAGAGGAGGGAAUCGGGGCCAGUGUUAUGGCAAGUGAAGGAUCAGAUGGGUUUUACCUGAAGUGUGGAUUCGACGAGGUCAUUGGUAAUGCGAAUGAAGGAAUCGGCAACCCGUUGCAGGAGGUGGAUGUAAAGGGUGGCAACAUUUUGUUCAAGUGGCCCGCAGAGCGUAAAGGGGCCCAAAGCGAGACUCAAUAGACGAUAGACUGAUGCUCUCGAGACCCGUUUGGAUUGGGUACCGAUGACACCAGCCUGAGAGCUGUCUUAACCUUUCAAAUUUUACAAGCGUUUUUGGCAAACUCAUAAUAGUACCUUAUCAGAUAGGCAUUCACAUGGUUCCC